Messenger RNA from Gadus chalcogrammus (walleye pollock), 1196 nucleotides. RefSeq names its product neuropeptide Y receptor Y2 (gene npy2r). The record is from RefSeq and is a predicted model, not a curated record. The transcript has a single exon. Gene Ontology annotation, biological process: G protein-coupled receptor signaling pathway. Gene Ontology annotation, molecular function: neuropeptide Y receptor activity. The coding region runs from base 1 to 1149 and encodes 382 amino acids. Lineage: Eukaryota; Metazoa; Chordata; Actinopteri; Gadiformes; Gadidae. Gene Ontology annotation, cellular component: membrane.
AUGAAUGACUCGGGACGUCUACAGAUGGCGAUGGAGUCCGUCCCUCCACACAAUGGGACACACAUUGAAGCUCCUGAAUACGCCGUAGAGUCCUGCGACCAAUGUUCUUCAGCAGGAACUCCACUUGCCCCGGACGACCACCACCUGGCGGGAGUGGGGGACAGCACCCAGCUGUUCGGGGUGCAAGUGGUCCUCAUCCUCGCCUACAUCACCAUCAUAGUGUUCGGAGUGGUGGGCAACGCGCUGGUGAUAUACGUGGUCUACAAGUUCAAAACGUUACGGACCGUCACCAACUUCUUCAUCGUCAACCUGGCCGUGUCCGACUUGUUCAUGAACACCCUGUGCCUCCCUUUCACACUCGUGCACACCCUCUACGGCGAGUGGAAGUUCGGCCGCGUGCUGUGCUUCGUGCUGCCGUGCGCGCAGGCCAUGGCUGUGCACGUGUCCACCAUCACCUUCAACAUCAUCGCCCUCGACCGCCACAGGAGCAUCGUGUACCACCUGGAGCCCAAGAUGUCCAAGGACAUGUGCGCCCUGGUUAUCGUCGCCACGUGGGCCGUCAGCGCCCUGCUCGCCAGCCCGCUCGCCGUCUUCCGGGAGUACGUUACGUUGGACCUCUCGCCCGGCGCGAGCAUCGAGGUGUGCGCCGAGCAGUGGCCCGGGAGCAGCAUGGACGGAAUGAUGUACAGCAUCUGCAUGCUGCUGGUUCAGUACGGGCUCCCCCUGGCGGUCAACUCCUUCGCCUACCUGCGCAUCUGGAGCAUGUUGAAGAAGCACAGCAGCAGCCCAGGAGGUCGCAACGACCGCCACAGACGGCGGAGGAAGACAACGAAGAUGCUGGUGACCGUGGUGGUGGUGUUCGCCGUGACUUGGUUGCCGUUCCACGCGGUCCAGUUGGCCAUUGACAUCGACAGCAGUGUUCUGGAUCUGAAAGACUUCAAACUGCUUUUCACUGUGUUUCAUAUCAUGGCCAUGUGCUCCACCUGUGUCAACCCGAUCCUGUACGGGUGGAUGAACAACAGCUACCGCAACGCUUUCCGCAGGGUGUGUAAAUGUGACUUUAACUACAGCAGGUCAAGUAACACCACGAGCAGGCCAAUUCAAAGGGAAGUCGCUGUUUGCUCCGAUUUCAAAGCUACAAAUGUGUGAAGUUACCUGCCUACAUUUUCAGUCAGUGGAAAAGGCUAAAUAUAAGU